UGCCAGUGGAGGCGGGGCGAUUGGGCGGGGGUUUGGGGAAGCGAAGUGCGCGGGCCGAGAGCGCCUGGUGGACGCACGCAAGGCUUAGGGGCCACUUGGAUGGAGGCUGCGGGCGUCGCGGGCAGGACUGCAGUGUGGCCGUGAAGCUCAGCGGGCAGGUGUUUGAGGGCCACGGGCAGGAGUGGAUAGGCGCGGACUCAGGGGUCCUGCCUUACUCCGUGUCCUUCCUUCAGCCACCAUGUUCAACCAGCAGCAGCAGCAGCAGCUCCAGCAGCUCCAGCAGCAGCAACUCCUGCAGCUGCUGCAGCAGUCCCCGCCGCAAGCCCCACUGCCCAUGGCCGUCAGCCGGGGGCUUCCCCAGCAGCAGCCACAGCAGCAGCUUCUGAAUCUCCAAGGUGCCAACUCCGCCUCCCUCCUCAACGGCUCUGUGCUACAGAGAGCUUUGCUUUUGCAGCAGUUGCAAGGACUGGACCAGUUUGCAAUGCCACCAGCCACGUAUGACAGUACCGGUCUCACCAUGCCCACGGCAACACUGGGGAACCUCCGUGGCUACAACCUGGCAGCCCCGAACCUGACGGCCCCCAGCCUCACACCCCCCCAGCUGGCCACCCCAAAUCUACAGCAGUUCUUCCCCCAGGCCACUCGGCAGUCCUUGCUGGGUCCCCCUCCUGUCGGGGUCCCCAUGAACCCCUCCCAGAUCAACCUUUCAGGGCGGACUCCGCAGAAACAGGCCCGCACCCCCUCCUCCACCCCCCCCCAGCGCAAGGAUUCUUCUUCUCAGACGAUACCUGUGGAAGACAAGUCAGACCCCCCAGAGGGGUCUGAGGAAGCUGUCGAGUCCCGAACAAACACACCAGAAGACCAAGAUUCCCCACCCUGCCCGGAUGACAUCACUAAGGAGAAACGCACUCUAGCCCCUUUGCCUGAGUCUUGUGAGGCAUCUCAGCCGCCAGCUAAGAGGUCAAAGAGCUCAGAGUUGCCCACAGAGAGGGGGCCCCCCGGGCAGCUGCAGGCAAAGGUCCAGCCUCGGGCCCGCACCACGGCCCCGAAGCAGACACAGACACCCGAGCUGCUGCCUGAGCCGCCGGAAGCCCGAGUGCUGCCACCGUUGCAGCCCCGGGUUCUGCAGAUCCAGGCCCCGGUGCAGGCGCAGGCGCAGGCGCAGCCACUGACGCCCCCCGCGGACGCCCCGGUGCAGCGCAGGCUGCAGAAGCAGGCGCAGACACAGACCUCCCCGGACCACGUGGGGCCGCAGCCGCUGCGGAAGGAGGCGGAGCUGCAGAGACAGGUGCAGCCGAAGGCACGUCCGCAGCCCCCGCGGCCGCCACAGCCGCAGAAGCAGGCACAGACGCAGACGUGUCCUCAGGCCCAGCCCCCGGAGCAGCCCCCGAGACAACCUCCAGGGCCGUCGCCAGGCCAGCCGCCUGACCAGACUGAGGCACAGCCUCAGCCCCCGCCACGGGUGUCGGUGCCGGCCCUAGAGCCAGCGUCGGUUCCGGAUCAUUGCGUGGUGCUCGAGACGCCGCCUGAUAAGGGAGAUAGUGGAGCCGGCCUGGAGGAGGCCUCUCCAGAGCCAGGUGGCGCCCAGGUCAGCGUGGAGAGCCAGGAGGACUUGACCAGUGGCCUGGAUGUGGGAGAAUGUGAAAAACGAGCAAGAGAGAUGCUAGGGGUGUGGGGUGCCGGGGGCUCCCUGAAGGUCACCAUCCUGCAGAGCAGUGACAGCCGGGCCUUCAGCACCGUCCCCGUCACCCCCAUGCCCCGCGCUGGCGACUCUGCGUCUGCCGCCCUGGCCGCCGCCAGCACACCCUCUAAGCAGACCCUCCAGUUCUUCUGCUACCUUUGUAAGGCCAACUGUAGCAGCCAGCAGGAGUUCCAGAACCACAUGUCAGGGGCCCAGCACCAGCAGCGGCUCGGGGAGAUCCAGCACAUGAGCCAGGCCUGCCUCCUGUCCCUGCUGCCCGUGCCCCGGGACGUGCUAGAGAGAGAGGACGAAGAGCCCCCGCCGAGGCGCUGGUGUAACACCUGCCAGGUCUACUACAUGGGUGACCUGAUCCAACACCGCAGGACGCAGGACCACAAGAUCGCCAAGCAAUCCCUGCGACCUUUCUGCACUGUUUGCAACCGCUAUUUCAAGACGCCCCGCAAGUUUGUGGAGCACGUGAAGUCCCAGGGGCACAAGGACAAAGCCAAGGAGCUGAAGUUGCUCGAGAAGGAGCUAGCCGGUCAAGAUGAGGACCACUUCAUCACAGUGGACGCUGUGGGCUGCUUUGAGGGUGAUGAGGAGGAGGAGGAGGAAGAGGAAGAUGAAGAAGAAGAGAUCGAGGUGGAGGAGGAAUUCUGCAAGCAGGUGAGGUCCAGAGAUAUAUCCAUAGAGGAGUGGAAAGGCUCGGAGACCUAUAGCCCCAAUACCGCAUACGGUGUGGACUUCCUGGUGCCCGUAAUGGGCUACAUUUGCCGCAUCUGCCACAAGUUCUACCACAGCAACUCGGGGGCACAGCUGUCCCACUGCAAGUCCUUGGCCCACUUCGAGAACCUGCAGAAAUACAAGAAGGCCAAGAACCCCAGCCCUACCAGCAGGCCCGUGAGCCGCCGGUGUGCAAUCAAUGCCCGGAACGCCUUGACUGCUCUGUUCACUUCUGGCGGCCGCACACCCACCCAGCCCAGCACCCAGGACACAGCUAAAACCCCCAGCAAGAAUGCCUCAACCACAAGAGUUAUUCAAGGACCAGCUCAAAACGCCUCCUCUUCUAAGAAGCCUUCCCUGGUCUCCACCAGAAACCAUCACUCCCUCCUCCAUGGCCACUCCUGACCUGCCUCUCAGCAGCACAGUAUCCCUUAGGAUCCAAGGUCUGGGCCUGUGCCCACUGCGGACCCAGUUCUGAGCCAGCCCAUGACUCAGAUAAUCUCACUCAGCUGCCAGCCUGGGACAAAAGGGGAAGUGGCUGACAGUGUUUGGAAAAGGCCAGGGCUGGAGGAGUGUGUCUGGGAUCUGGGUGCAAGUGUGUCUGCAUUCUGGGGGAAGAGCACCAUCGGCCAGAGCUGGCACAGCUCACAGAGGACAGAGUCCUGGAAAGUCCCUGCUGGAUCUUAGAGUCCAACCCCCUUGUGGUACCGAUGGGAAAACAAGCCCAAGAAGGAAGGGACCUACCCAGGAUCCUCCAGCUGGUUGGUGGCACAGCCAAGAUUCAGAGGGAGCAGGGGCACUUGGGUGUCAGUCCCAGCUCCGCUCCACCCCAGCACGUGACUGCGUCUUUUGGUAAGGGAAUAAGGACCGGGUUGUUGUGAGGAUUCCAAUAUAUUAAAAACUCAGACAGGGUCUGGCCACAGCAAGUACUUAGUAGACGGUCAUUAUUAUCAACACUGCACAUUCUGUGUCACAAGACACAGGCCCGAAGCAGGAUGGGGGAGGCAGGUGGUAUCUCCACACCACUGGGGGCCAGGCUUGAUCUGUGUCAAGGGCACUUCCCAGUGCUAAGCCUCUGCCUUCUGCCUGGGACAGCCACCUCCCCACUGCACUAAGUCCUGUGAAUCUGCCAACAUCCACUCAGUGUGACACCUGAGUGGCUUUUCCUGAUUGCUCUCCCUGCUACUGCAGGCUUCCUUAUACACAUCUGGCUACUGUUCACUUGCAGUGCCCAGGGCAAACUGGCCAGCCUACCACUUACCACCCUGUGGGAGGUCCUCUACCUCUUUAUUAAAUGCAGACCCGGGGUGAUCGAAGUGUUCUGAAACUACUGUGAGGGAUGCACAACUCUGAAUAUCCUAAAACCCACUGACAUGUACAAUUUAAAUGGAUACAUUGUAUGGUAUGUGAAUUAUAGCUCAAUAAAGCUGUUACCCAAACAAAACAAAAA
Molecule: messenger RNA, 3854 nt
Organism: Callorhinus ursinus (northern fur seal)
Lineage: Eukaryota; Metazoa; Chordata; Mammalia; Carnivora; Otariidae
Source: RefSeq, a predicted model, not a curated record